Messenger RNA from Wasmannia auropunctata (little fire ant), 2273 nucleotides. RefSeq lists its product as uncharacterized. Bases 1 to 1173 code for a protein of 390 amino acids. The transcript is spliced from 6 exons. Lineage: Eukaryota; Metazoa; Arthropoda; Insecta; Hymenoptera; Formicidae. The record is from RefSeq and is a predicted model, not a curated record.
AUGGAGCGAGUCUGGGUGCGGGACCGAGUGCUGGCCGGUCGCCGGCUCGUGAUACGAGCCACGGAGUGGCUGCUGUGGGACGUGUGCUACUGGAUGUACCGCCGAGCGACGGGAAUCGCCGUGACCGGGCAGCGCGACGGCAACACGCAGACGACGACGGCGUCGUCGUCGUCGUCGCAGCCGUCCGCCGUCGCGCCUACCCAGGGGGAGACGUCCGCGUCGUCGCGCGGCGGCGGCGGCGACCCGUCGUGCCGGAGCGAGGUGUGCCGGUACUGCCGCGCCAUGGAGAAGACGCUGCUCUGGCAGGACUUCACCUUCUUCAUCAACCUCUAUCUGAUCAUCGCGCUCAACGUGACGUUCUGGUUCUACAGCUUAUUAGGGAUACCGGAGUCGCAGGUACCAUUCAGAAUUGUCACCGUGUAUUCAAUUAACCAAUUACUGGUCGCUUUCCGAUUCAUGGACACCUUGGCCCCUGCAGUGGAAUGUCAAAGGGUGUGCAGUAAGUUUCACUGGCUGUGGAGAAGCCUGCGGAAGUUGCGGAGCGAGAAACCAGGAUUGCAUUGCAUCGUCCUUUGUCUCGUGGCCUUCGGCCUGUGGCUCCUCGGCCACAUCAAUCCGUCGACCUCUCACUCGAUAUACUGGGGCAUUGUAUUGGCAUCUCUGGUACUGCGAUUACCCCUAAAACUGUCUGACAAAAUAUCGGAGUACUUUAUGUCGCACAGAGAAUGGCAAUGCGACAGCGAAAUCGAGGAUGAAUUUUUACCCGUGGUAACAGAGGCGAAUCUGCAGGUGUUGAAUCGAGUGGGCGAGACGGGCGAUCAUUCGCCGACACCGACGAGCGGGCUGUCGGACACUCAGAAUGAUUCUUUUUACGACGAGGACUUCAUAGAGGGUCUCCAGGAGAUAGCGUUCAACAUGCCCUACCACGGCGAGGGUAGCACCGACGGCGUCGAGCUGUCGGAGCUGGAGCUCAGCGUCGGCGAGAACGACGCCGAGGAGGACGGCAUCAAGUUCAAGGCCAGCCACUUCGACAAGAGCUCCUCGUCCUCUUCCUCCGAGGAGGUCUUCGACGGGAAGAAGAUAGCCGCCGCGGUCAGCAGCGACGAGAGCAACAACGGCGACAGCGACUUCGAGAUAAUCGACAAGGAGGAGAUAGCGAAGAUAGAAAUGUGAUGAAGCGCGACACGGCGGCGUGAAAGUACGGAGGGCGGAUUAUCGCGCGCGAUUAAAUUUACGAUGUAAAGGGGGGGAAAAAAAAACCAUCUCUGAUCUCCGCGGGCGGGCGCGAGAAUGGAGGAUUGUAAAAAGAGAGUCAGUCGAGAGCAAACGACAAUCGAUUUAUCAUCGAUUUCGGUUGAAGCACCGCGAUCGUCCCGGCCGAAUAUGAUGGUAAAGCGAGAUAAGUAAACUAAUAUAUUAUAUCGUUUUUAUUAAGUUCAAUCAAAUUUUUAUUAAGUUCAAUUCAAUCUCCCGAUCGCAACGUUCGUUGUACUCGCGCGCGCGCGUACAAAGUAUCGAGCUUGGUCGGCGGAAGGCGCGAAGGUAGGAGAGUAAGAGAGAGAGAGAGAGAAUUUAUUUAUUUAGACGAAUUCAGUGGGACGCCCGUAUUCCUUCGUUCUCCACCGCUUCUAGUCUUGCGCUACUCUCCCAUGAUAGAAGAAGUAACGAAGAGUGGAAAGGGGCAGAGAAUCUUAAGAAUCGCGGGGCUCAACUGUAGAUAACGUAUAUGUAUAUGUACAAUACGAUAUCCCGCUGUGAGGGGGGUAUAUUGUAUUCAAUGUCUUUGGAUGAUAAAAUAGGCGUAUGUACAUUUGCAAUGUAAUAAAUAUGCACCUGUGUACAAACGUUUUAACCCGCGAGAGAGAGAGAGAGAGAGAGAGAGAGAGAGAGAGAGAGAGAGAGAGAGGGGGCGAGAGAGUUUUGACCUAAUUACCGCAGUUGAGCAAUUGGCGCAAUGCUGCGCCGUACAGAACAGUGAGGAAAAGGUACCUAAAAUAUGAUCAACAAAAAAAAAGCUGCACUUCGGUAGCGCAAACAAACAAUUUUAGAUGUGUAAGAAUGUAUUAUAUUGUAACAUGUGUCUGUGAGAUGUGUAAAAGGAUUAAAACAAAAAAAAAAGAAAAACUUAACAAUGCGCGAGAAGAUAUUGACGAAGUGUUUUGUCGAGAGUCCGACGCGGUUUUUGUAGCCCGUUUAUAAUUGGUGUUUACCGUCUUGCUGCUCUUGUCUACGCAUCUCGUAUAUUUGAAAAUACACGACAGACUAUACAAAAA